This is a messenger RNA of Leptidea sinapis, 4391 nucleotides long. RefSeq names its product lachesin-like. The transcript is spliced from 11 exons. Bases 68 to 1387 code for a protein of 439 amino acids. NCBI's taxonomy places the organism in Eukaryota, Metazoa, Arthropoda, Insecta, Lepidoptera, Pieridae. Gene Ontology annotation, cellular component: neuron projection. The record is from RefSeq and is a predicted model, not a curated record.
GCCACGCGAUGGCACGCGCUUAUCCCGCGCAAACAUACGACUUUUCACGUAACAUCGCAAAAUACAGAUGAAGUUUCGACACGUUUUUACUCACGGAUACAAAAUGACUGUUUUUGUAAAUUUAUAUUGUGUUGUUUGGAUAGCUUUAACCGCCUGCAGUACGACAGGUCGAGAAAUUCCUGGUCAAAAUGUUGUAUCCGUAGCGCCUAUACAAAUCCUGGAUGAGUCAAUGUAUCCAAGAUUCGCUGAGCCAAUACCAAACGUGACGGUCACAGUGGGGAGAGAUGCCUUAUUGGCCUGUGUUGUAGAUAACUUAAGAGGAUUCAAGGUGGCGUGGGUUCGUAUGGAUACUCAGACAAUCCUGAGUAUACACCACAACAUAAUAACACAGAACCCUCGCAUCAGCCUCUCGUACAACGACCACAGAUCCUGGUACCUGCACAUCAAGAACGUGCAGGAGGUGGACCGGGGAUGGUACAUGUGCCAGGUCAACACGGACCCCAUGAGGUCCAGGAAGGGAUACCUGCAAGUUGUUGUACCACCAUCAAUCAUUGACAACAUGACGUCGACUGACAUGGUGGUAAGGGAGGGAUCGGACGUAACUCUCGUGUGUCGAGCGUCCGGCUAUCCGGAACCCUACGUGAUGUGGAGGAGGGAAGACGGACAGGAUUUUAAUUACAACGGCGAAUCAGUAAGCGUAGUCGACGGUGAAACUCUCACAGUAACAAAAGUGUCCCGUCUACACAUGGGAGCGUAUUUGUGUAUAGCCUCUAAUGGAGUCCCUCCGUCGAUCAGCAAACGGAUCAUGGUGAUGGUGCAAUUUCCGCCGAUGUUGUCAAUACCUAACCAAUUGGAAGGAGCAUAUAUUGGUCAAGACGUGACUCUGGAGUGUCAUACAGAGGCUUACCCGUCUUCCAUCAAUUACUGGACCACGGACAAAGGAGACAUGAUCAUAUCCGAAAUGGAAAUCGUAGGUGGAAAAUACGAAGCAAUACCAGUGGAUAGUGGAUACAACAAGUUCAUGAUGUUGAAGAUCAGAAACAUCACCAAAGAUGACUUCGGCUUCUACAAAUGUAUUGCAAAGAACUCGCUCGGAGAAACUGAUGGAAUUAUUAAACUUGAUGAAAUACCGGCACCACCUUCAGCGUUUACAACAACACAGAAAUCUAUUUUGGAUAAUCAAACAAUACGAAAGAAAGGUCAACCACAAAUUAUUCAAACAAGUGAUGCUGUUAGUUCGACUUUUCAAGGAGAAGCGUAUGGUGAACAAAUUAGAGAUUUUGAUUUCUAUGAAAAUUCUUCGGUUUCAACUAAACGUAAUAAAUCAUUGACCAUACUAAUAUCUCUCUGCAUCAUACCAAUAAUAGAAUAUAUCAUAUCUUCGUGAUGUUUCAAUUAAUUGUUACUUUGUGAUAAUAAUGUUCCUUUUACAUUCGUCAUGCUGAGCAGACAAUAAACAUUGUUUGAAUAUCUUCAUAACUAUUUUGUUUAUUAUACUUUUGGAUACAAAUUAAUUAUAAUUUUUUUAAGUAUUAUUUUAUUAAACUUUUAAGAUUAUCGCUUAAGUUUAUAAAUAUAAUCUGUGUAACUUUGCCAUAAUUGGAGGUAUUCCUGAAAAACGUAUCCAAUCCACAAACAUCUCAUUUUUAGGAAUUCCUGUUUAAAGUUUAAUAAAUAUUAGUGUAUUCCAUGCAUGUUGGUUGGGCUACUAAGUCACGAUGUCAUUUAAAGAGUGACAGUAGGUCUGCCAUUUUUUGUCAGUCCGGUAAUAUGAAUCACGUGACCAGUUUUGUGUUCUUAACUCAAAUUCGACAUGCUUGUGGUUUGGAACGUUUUUCUGGAAUUAAAAACGAAAAAUUAACUUAUUAGCUUCUACUAAAUUAAUUUUUAUGUUACGUAGCACCAUAUAUUUAUUUGUUAAAAUAAUACGCAAAUCAAGAUUAAUAAUAAUUGGAUAGAAUAGUUUUAGAAGUGUUUUUAUGCUUAUUGUGUUUAGUAUAAUAGCAUUGCUAAGCAAGUGUUUAAGUUUAACUGACAGAUUAUUUUGUUAACGUAAAAGUUCCCAACGCCAGGGGUUCACGGUUAAGGCGACACUAAAUGCCGGUGACCUUGAGCGAUAUGAGUUCACGGCUCCUAUGUAACAAAGCCAAUAUUUUCAAAAUUCUUGGGUCGAAAAUGUAACAUUUUAACGGGUGCAAACUGCUUAAUUGCUUACAAUCCUCAUUAUUGAUCACUAAUCUGAAUAAAUGUACCUUCAUCAAAAAGUAAAAUCUAUAAGAACAACUUUUAUGAUAGUAGUAUACUAAACAAAUGCAUGAUGCCGAGAAAAAACUUGUUUAACUGCAAAGAAAACUGGUAGUUCAUAAUAGCUCUGGAGUGCUAACUUUAACGAAAAAUAAGCAUUAGCAACCUACAAGUAAGACUUAAGGGUAUGUGUAACAGGAUAAAGUAGUGUUCAUAGCUCAAAAUCUUAUAUUUUCACCACAAAACUUGUCUAAAAACACCUUGUGUUAAAUGUUUUCUGUUUACCGUUCGCCUUAAUAUAAAAUGUUAUUAGAAAAAUGCUUUCAACUGCGAAUGAUAUGUGUGAAUGUUAGUUCAUUAAGAUGUACAGUCAGUCAAUUAAUUUGACCUUAUUGCAACGUCUAUGGUUAAUACUGUAAAUAGCUUUAAAUUAUUUUAGGGAUUAUUAUGUUUGUUAGAAUUAUUAGUUUAUUUACGAUUUAAUAAUUAUAAGAUAAUGCUUAAGAAAACAAAUUUUCUACAUCGAUUUUGUAUUUUUUUGAAAAGUGCUAGAUUUUACGGUCACCUGUCAAUAUUAUAUACCUACUAUUGGAUAUGUAACCUCUUUUGUUGCUCUUCGUAUUGUCAAAUUAUUACAUGCCUAGGAAUAAUAGAAAUUAAAUUAUAAUAUUUGUUUUAAUUGAUGAAACAUACAUGUUUAAUUAUAUUAUCUGUAGUAAUGUCAAACUCUUUGCCAACAUUGCCAUAAAGUAUCAGUUCGCUAGGACAGACUCUAAGGCUAAGCGUACGCUGAGACACAGCACAGUACAGCACAGAUUUAGCAGGGCAGGGCAGGAGAGGAAGACAUAGGCCACGAGCGUAUGCUGCGAUGCAGGAAGAUACUAUUGCGAUUGUCGUUUUAAAAAUUAUUUAAAUACAAAAGGAGCAGUUUCUUAGCAACCUUGAGGCGGUUGCAAGAGGUUGCUUCUAGGUUUUUUUACAACAUACAUAAUUUGAAAUUAUUUUAAUUUCUCGGUAGUAAUUACCCAUUAUAACUCUUUUAAUGUCUGUUUUUGAAUAGUCUGGAUGAUUUGUAUCAUACAAGCAAGUUGACAACGCAAUAAUUGAAUUUAAAGAUCUGUAAUUCAACAAAAUUAAAAUUAGCGGUAAAAACAAGCACGCAUCGCGCAGAAAUCUGUGCCGGCGGUACAACGAGACGCAGAGCAGGAUAAAAUGCAUGUCUGCGCCGUGCGUGUUUGCACCGCAGGCUACGAAGCUUUUCAUACGUACAUAUGUUACAAAAUCUGCUCUGCCCUCCGCUGCGUGGACCUACGUUGUCUGCGUCACCGCGUACGCUUAGCCUUAUUGUCGGUCACUUACCGAUAAACAGUAGAACUAAACCCCCAUAUCAGAAGGCGUCACAAUACGUGAUUCACGAUUAUCUGUAUUUUGUCUCUUUCAUGCAAGGCUAUACAGUGACAAAACACACUUGAUCAUGGAAAGCGUACAGUAUACUAUACGUGCAGUGUUCGCUCAAAAGAGUACGGUCACCACACCUAUAAUUUCUAACGCAAAACUACUACAAAAUUGUAAGUACCGGCUAUAAGCCUUAUUAUUUCGUUAUGGAUACCAGUGUUUUUACAGGUACUCAUUUCAUAUUAAGGUUAAGGUUGAAGGGCGCAGAAGUAUGCGAUCAGUCUACUGUCGUAUUGUGAUGCGAUAUCAAUUAGUAUUAUUUUCAUUGGAAAGUGGAAAGUGUGAGAGUGAUAUUGAAAGUAGAGUGAACGCAGGAAACAUGGUGAAUGGAGCUUUGAACUCCUUUAUGAACAGUCGGAAGGUGUCUAACAAGGCUCGUUUGGCUGUACAUGAGGGUGUGUUGGUUCCGACACUCAUGUACAGAAGUGAAAGGAAACGUUGUGGCCUGAAAGAUGAUGCAGUGACAAAAAUUGGGAAAGGUAUGCUGAGAUGGAUUGGCCAUGUCGAGAGAAUGAAUGAAGAACGAUUGAUGAAGAAGUGUAUAAGGCGUAAGUGUGAAUGAAAGUGAUGAAAGGGGUACGAGACCAAAUCAGGGACGCCUUGAAAUAGGCUAGGUCAAGAGUACCCUAAACCGAAGAGCAUGUAUGAAGGGAAUAAUGAAAGUGGACGAAGCGAAAGAAGUAUGUAAAGAU